AAAUCCCUCUCCGGAAUCUCCCUCCGCGCCUUCCUCCUCGGCACAACCCUGGGCCUCACCACAAGCCUAACCCUCUACCUCCUCCUCCUGACCACCACCCCACUGUGGCGCCUACCCUUCUUCCUCGCCAGCCUCAGCCUCUUCCACUUUUUGGAGUACUACACCACAGCAACCUACAACCCGCGCUUCGCCGACACCACCGCCUUCCUUCUGACCUCCAACGGCUGGGCCUACAACGUCGCGCACGGGUCCGCGCUCCUCGAAUGCCUACUCACCAACACCCUAGCCCCGGCGACUUACCACCAGGGCCAGCACCAGCACCAGGUCCUGGCCCUACUGUCCCGACUGGGAAUCUACACCUUUGAAAGCUCGUCAGAAUUCCAUGAAUACCGCCUCCGAUUCCCCCUCGGUGUCGUCCUCGGCCUCACCCUCAUGGUCCUCGGCCAGACCAUCCGCUCCGUCGCCAUGGCCCAGGCCGGCAGCAGCUUCAACCACACGGUGCAGGUGGCCCGCCGCGACGACCACCGCCUGAUCACCCACGGCGUCUACCGCGUGCUGCGGCACCCGUCCUACUUCGGCUUCUUCUGGUGGGGCAUCGGCACCCAGCUCGUUUUGGGGAAUGUCGCCUGUCUCGUCGGAUAUGCCCUGGUCCUGUGGCGGUUCUUCCGGCUGCGCGUGAGGAGAGAGGAGAAUUAUCUCUGUGCUUUCUUCGGGGAUCAAUAUCGGGAGUAUAGGAAGAGGAGUUGGGUGGGGAUUCCGUUUGUUUGA
Molecule: messenger RNA, 768 nt
Organism: Aspergillus aculeatus ATCC 16872
Lineage: Eukaryota; Fungi; Ascomycota; Eurotiomycetes; Eurotiales; Aspergillaceae
Product: protein-S-isoprenylcysteine carboxyl O-methyltransferase
Exons: 2
Biological process (GO): C-terminal protein methylation
Cellular component (GO): membrane; endoplasmic reticulum
Molecular function (GO): protein C-terminal S-isoprenylcysteine carboxyl O-methyltransferase activity
Source: RefSeq, a predicted model, not a curated record